AUGAGCAGCCAUUCUAUCAUUGUCUCUAACGUGCCAGCCGAUGUUGGCGAGGGAACACUAAUGCGUUACGUCCGUGAGAUGACGGAAGAAGGGGCCUCGGUUGUGCAUAUGCAGCCUUUCCCGGACCAGUAUCAUUUCAUGAACGACUCGAACAACACUAAGACGUGGCAAUUGUUUUUCGCUACCUCCAGUGAAGCUGCAACGGCAAACAUGUUGUUCCAGAGCGCCAAUGCCGAACACGAUCUAUCCACGGUUCACGAUACUUUCAACCAUGCAGACUCCAGUUCUCACGUGCCUCGCACUAUAACUCAGGUUGACACGUGGGACGACAGCGGUAAGCAGGAAGCCAUGCGGAACAAGGGCCGCCGGAUCAGUGUCACCAUGAUUUGA
Messenger RNA from Lachancea dasiensis, 390 nucleotides. NCBI's taxonomy places the organism in Eukaryota, Fungi, Ascomycota, Saccharomycetes, Saccharomycetales, Saccharomycetaceae. The record is from the annotation of a GenBank genome assembly.